Manihot esculenta (cassava) is the source of this 1242-nucleotide messenger RNA. RefSeq names its product expansin-A2. Gene Ontology annotation, biological process: plant-type cell wall organization. Gene Ontology annotation, cellular component: extracellular region. The transcript has 3 exons. The record is from RefSeq and is a predicted model, not a curated record. Lineage: Eukaryota; Viridiplantae; Streptophyta; Magnoliopsida; Malpighiales; Euphorbiaceae. The coding region runs from base 299 to 1054 and encodes 251 amino acids.
AGUUGUAAGGAAGCUGUUAAGAGAUUGCAUGUGGAGUGUUAUGGCCCAGUAAAGCUGAGCUUAGCGGUUGGUAUCCCUCAGCAGAACCAGUGCAUGUGCAGCUUGAUUUUCCUAUACCAGCUUUUUCUAGCUUGUUUUGGCCUUUUCUUCAAUGCUCAAAACCCCACCUACUGGGUUUUUUCUCCUUCCCUCUGCUUAUAAAUACUCGCUCAUAUUCAUGCCUUUGGACAACAAAACCUUAAAUUAGCAAAUUUAGUUUUAAUUUAGUGUUUUCUUCCCUUGGUUUGCUCAAUUGGCAAUGUCGGCUGAAACACUUUCUUUCUCUCUUAUUCUCUUGUGUUUCUCACUCUCUUUACGCGAAAUUUUAGCUGAUUAUGGAGGGUGGGAGAGUGCUCAUGCCACCUUCUACGGCGGCGGUGAUGCUUCAGGAACAAUGGGAGGAGCAUGCGGGUACGGGAAUUUGUAUGGGCAAGGGUAUGGAACAAACACAGCAGCACUAAGCACAGCGUUGUUCAACAAUGGAAUGAGCUGUGGAGCAUGUUAUGAAAUGAGAUGUGAUGAUGAUCCAAGAUGGUGUCUUCCUGGGACCCUCACUGUUACUGCUACUAAUUUUUGUCCACCAAAUCCUUCUCUCCCCAACAACAAUGGCGGAUGGUGUAAUCCUCCUCUCCAGCACUUCGAUUUGGCUGAGCCUGCUUUCCUCCAGAUUGCUCAAUACCGUGCUGGAAUUGUCCCUGUCGCCUUUCGAAGGGUUCCAUGUGUGAAGAAAGGAGGAACAAGGUUCACCAUUAAUGGUCACUCUUACUUCAACCUGGUGUUGAUCACCAACGUCGCCGGUGCAGGAGAUGUUCAUGCAGUUUCGAUCAAAGGAUCCAGAACAGGAUGGCAACCAAUGUCAAGAAAUUGGGGACAAAACUGGCAAAGUAACUCUUACCUCAACGGUCAAAGCCUAUCCUUUCAAGUCACCACCAGUGACGGUAGAACUGUGACAAGCUACAACGUGGUGCCUGCUGGUUGGCAGUUUGGCCAGACCUUUGAAGGAGGCCAAUUUUAAGGCUUAUUAUUAUUUUUUUAAAUAUAUAUAUAGUUACAUGAGCUCUUUAGUGGUCUUGUGAAGCUGAGGUGGCUAAACUAGCACCCGCUGGGCCUUCAAGUUCAAGGGCAUUUGAGCAAUAUAUUGACGGUUAGCAAGAAAUAAAAAUAAAAAUAUAUAUAUGUAAUGCAAAAUAUUUCGUUUUCUAA